AUGAAAACUGCGAGAAGAGAGAAAGUUUACGUAUCCUGGUUCCGCCCUAUGAGGAGCAUUGCAAUGGCGUUGAGCGGCGCCGCCAGGCAUGAUCAGGUGGCCGAGUGGUUAAGGCGAUGGACUGCUAAUCCAUUGGGGUUUCCCCGCGUGAGUUCGAAUCUCAUCCUGAUCGAAUUCCUUUUGCCAUUUUUUCUUCACUGUUUAAGCUCAUUUUGCGGAUUCUAUGGACAUUUAAUGAAUCGAAUACGUGAAUAGAAAGACAGAAAUGGGAAAAUGCGGACGUCCCUGGCUCAUUUUGUAAAGCUGCGUUCUUUAUUACACUCGUCAAGAAUUUCGGCGACGGCACCUGCUUUUUUCGGUAAUCUUUCUUUUUAGUUCACGAUCGUUUUCUUUAAAAUUUUAAUCGGAAUGUUGAAAGAUUUCUAGAAGGUUAGGGAGUCAAAAUUUUGAGUUUGAUUAUGAGGAGGCUUUCUAGGAACAAAGAAAAUUUGGGGUUUUUUGAAUAUCACGUUUAAAAUGCGUUUUAAUUUAUUAUCGGUGAAUUUCUGCACGAAGUAGGAUAUAAAUUUAGUUUCAAUACACGAAAGUUUUCAAGUCAUUGAUGAAUUAAGAAAACAAUUCAUCAUUCACUUGGAACUUUUGAUUUAGAACGUGAAGUUUAAAAAAAAAAGGUUACUUCACGUUUUCAAAAUUUUCUCACUUCUAUCGAAACUUUUCGAAAUCUUUACAAGAAGGAUGAUUUUUUUCAAUUUUUGACCUGCAGAUGUUCAUUGAAAUUGAGGAGACUGUCCGAUUUCUCUCGACUUACAUGUAUGGACGAAUCCCUCGGAGGUUUCUAUCAAUUUUAUUUCUGAAAGGAGAAAUGUUCAAUCUUUCUUUUAAAUGAAAAAAAGAUUAUUUAGAGCGACUUAUAUUUUUCAAAAAUAUCUAAUUUUUUUCUUCGAAAAUGUUCUUGAUGCCGUGUUCAAAAUGAUUCCGCGAAAUUCAAAAUAGCCGUCAGAGAAAGAGAAAGAUAACUAAAUUUUGGAGGGUCAGAGACAAUUUCGCAUUUCGCGGAAAUUACUUUGAACACGGCAUGAAAAAUUUUUCAAAAAGGCCAAUAAUUACUCUAACCCGCAAGUUGUUCUGCACCAUUUAGGUUUUUAUAAUAAAAAGGACGUUUUGGUUUUAUCUGUUCUUCUCCACCUUUCCUGUCUCUCAGCUCCUCUGGACCAUUUUUAGCCGCGUGAAGUCGUUCGCCGUGCAUCUGACGAGUCUUCUCAGCGAGAUGUUGAUCAACAACGACGGCCUCGUCUGCCGCUACGACCUCGUCGUCCACGCCGAAGGCCGCACCGACGACGUCAUCGUCCAAGUGGAAAAGUCUUCUGAGUCUCCUCUCAGCGACGUCUUCAGGCGGCGAAGAUGGCCUACGUCCGGAUGGACGAGUUCCUGGAAUGCGUCGGCGGCGGUCUGAUCAUCGAGAUGUUCAGUGGUCGUGUCCGAGCCUUGACGCCCAAUUCGGCUCAGGUCGUCUACCCAAAAGGUCCCUUCUAUUGA
This is a messenger RNA of Caenorhabditis auriculariae, 1536 nucleotides long. Lineage: Eukaryota; Metazoa; Nematoda; Chromadorea; Rhabditida; Rhabditidae. The record is from the annotation of a GenBank genome assembly.